Molecule: messenger RNA, 3883 nt
Organism: Orbicella faveolata
Lineage: Eukaryota; Metazoa; Cnidaria; Anthozoa; Scleractinia; Merulinidae
Product: splicing regulator SDE2-like
Cellular component (GO): nucleus
Source: RefSeq, a predicted model, not a curated record
CGUUACUUAAAAUUUUCAACAUGUCUGCCUUCUUGUAUUCUUUUCAUCGAGGGCUUUAUUGCUUAAAUUUGGACGACUGUUUGGUUGAAAGUGGAAGACAAUUGAAGAAGAUCGCAUCGGAUUGCUGUGGGGGUGUCCCUGUGGAAGAACUGUCUGUCAUCCAUAAUGGCCGCCUGGUCACUGAAGACAGUAAGCUACACCUUCAAGCUGGAGAUGUGUGCUACGCAACUCUGCUUCUCCAAGGUGGAAAGGGAGGAUUUGGUUCCAUGCUGCGAGCGCUUGGUGCCCAGAUAGAGAAAACAACAAACAGAGAAGCCUGCAGAGACUUGAGUGGAAGGCGAAUGAGGGACAUCAAUGAUGAGAAAAAGAUUGCUGAGUGGGUUUCCAACCAAGCCGAGAGGGAGCGUGAAAAAGAAAAACAGAAACAGGAAAGGUUGGCAAGGAGAAGAGCAAUGCCCAAGCACACAUUUGAUGAUCAAUCUUACACACAACACAUUCAGCAAAACUCUGAACGAAUAGAGGAUGCACUGCACCAAGGACUGAAAGCAGCUGGGAGUUCAACAUUAACUUCAAGCUCAACUUCAGUAGAGAAAACAGCAAACAAGAGAGUUCAUACUGAUGAACCCUCAACUUCAAGAGGAGGGAAAAAAAGUCGAUUGUGGUUAGGAAUGGAUGAGCUGCCAGACAGUGAUGAAGAGGACGAUGAAUUUUCUCCUUCAGAAAGUGACAGCAAGGCUGCACCAAGCAGUUGUACCAGUACGUCAACCGAUGCAUCAUUUUCCAGCACUCGAGUUGAGCCACCCAGGUCACCUCAGUCUCCUGAGGACAGACAUAUGGACAUGGAGACAGAGACAAUCAAAACAGCCAUGCCGACAUCAGAUGCAGAAACAGAGGUGCAGGAAAAGACAGCUACGCAGACAUUAGAAACAGACACGGAAAUGCAGGCAGUGACAAGUAUGCAGGCCUUGGAAACAGAUGUGGACAACAGUGAUCACCAAAGAGAUAGGGCUGCAGAAGACACUCAAGAAAAUGGUACAUCGUUAAAAACAACUAAGCAAGGAGUAGAAGACACUGGAAACACAAGCCUUGCUGACAGCCAAGUAACUGAGGAACAGAGCCUGGAAAAGGUUGAGUUUCACCUUGACAACUACACUUCUGCUGAGGAACUUGAAUCUCUGGGAUUGGAUCGUUUAAAGGUUGAGCUAAACACAAGAGGGCUAAAGUGUGGAGGAACAUUACAGCAGAGGGCUCAGAGGUUGUUUGCCACCAAAGGGGUCCCCUUAGAUCAACUGGAUCCCACAUUCUUUGCCAAGCCAACAGGCAGCAAGAAAUCUAAUGUUAAGAAGUGAGAGACUUUGUUGAAACUCGACAGCCAUCGAAUAUGAUAAGCUCAUGUUUACACAUAUAUGUGGGAUGUAGCUGCGAUGCAAUGCUGCCAACCUAUAAACAUUGAUGGCAACAAACUGAUUAUGAAUACAGCAUGGCAUUUUUGUUAUGCAUAUUAAAUAUUUUGUAAAAACUGACAAUUUGGGUCUUGAGCAUCUCUGCUGGCUAUCCAGAGGCCCCCAAAACAUACCAUACACAUGCAUGUAGUUGCUUUGUGCCUGUGCAGCAUUCAGUCUAUUUGACAGUGCAGCUGGUUUUAUUUUCCGGGUCUUUUGAAAAGCUAACCAAUUAAACUACAUGACUUGCAAAAAAAUGUGGAUGUUAACAUUUCGGAUGUUUAAAUUUUGGACAAAUUUGGGACAGAAAAUUUAGGACACUUUGCUGAAACAUAGCUUAAGUAAGUUUACACCUACAAAACACGAAUUAGACUGAAACAAUAUCUGUGAAAAUGGUAGUUUUACUGCAGCCUCAAGGUUGAACAGACACUGACAAGAAAAUAACACAAAUGGUAUAAAGCCAUUAUCUAUAUCAAGCAGUGUCUCACCUAGAGUUCGCGUCAUAAAGGAAACUAAGAGCUUUGGAGCUACUUAAAAGUUUUAUACUGUACUGUAAAUAUUUCUAAUGCUUAAAAAUUUUGAGAAAUCUAAGGAGUAAUGUAAUUCGACAUUUCGAUGUAUCUAACAUCAUUAUCAAGAAUAAAAAUCAUUGAAUGUCAAAGUUGUUAAAAGAGUUGAAUUAUGAAUGUCAUCAGCUGGCAUUCAUUCAUAUGCAAAUUGAGUCGGACUGCACAUUCAAUGAUGGUUUGAGAUCUUGUAUAUUAAACAUUUUGUAAAUAAUACAGUCUAGUUUAUUCUGGCACUUUAUUGAGGACCGAAAAAUUGUCCGUGAUGAUUGGUUUGUCAACUCCAUGUUGUUUCAUAUGUUUGCCAAUCAAAGAUCUGGGCGGUUUUAUUUCAAACACUUUUUCUAUCCAAAAAUAAAAAUCGUCCAUACUUUUUUUGCAAGUAAUGUAUGCUGGCUUGAAUUUUUUGUUGCUACUACAGACACUUUAGACAGAAAAUCGUUACUUAACAUAACUAUAAAUUUUACUGUUCAGCACCUCAUAAGGAUAACCCUGAAGGAUAUCAAUGAAUUGGAGUGUCUGUUAACAGACGGGUCCAUUGUUGAGUGGAGGCUUCAAUUUGGCAUUUUCAAGAGUCCUUGUUGCACAGGGCCAUGGACAGAAAAAAAAAAAUAUGGCUGAGGCAUGGUCCAUGGUUAAAUUCUCUUCUUAGUUAUUUAGCAGUGGUCUACUUUCCCCUUCAAAAAAGAAACAACAGAAACAAAAACAAUGACUAAGGCAAGCGCCUUGGUUUGCCUCAUACUAUGGUUCUGUUGCAUACUUAUUCUCUCUUACCCCUGCCAGCAAUCUAAUUUGCAAACAUUUUAAACAUUAUUCAUCCCAACUUAGAUAAUAUUUGUUUCCUUCACUUUCAAGUAAAUUAUUAGAAAAAAUGCAGAAAAUUGUAUACUGAUAUAGUACAGCAGUCUUUUGGUAUCAAAAUGUUUGAUUGAAAUCUGACAUUCCUCAAGGAAUUGUGGUUAACUGUGACCAGCUACCAAUUUUCUCAAGAAAUCCAGUUUAAUCCAGUUUAUUUAAGUAAACUGUAAAUAACUCAUUUUUUUGGGUGUUAUUUUGGUUGAUUUAAAACUUUGCUUUUUCUUGGUGUCAAAGAAAAGGACUACAAUGUAGUCUGCUGUUUUGGUGCAUUAAGUAAUAAAAAUGUAAAUUAUGUAAACUUUUCUUGAGCUCAUAAUGAUUACAAUUAUUUGGCCUUAGAUCUCAGGGAUGAACAAUUUAUUUAUUUUGCUAUUUGGUGGUGUAAGUGGUUUACAGUAAGAAGGGUUCUCAACUAAGAUUCAUGUAGGAGAAAAUGAAAAUAAUCAACUGAAGGAAAAUCACUAUGAACUUAAAUGAACCCAAGACAAUGACUAGACUAAAAAACAGUGGUGUGUUGUUCUUAUAACGAUCUCAAUCAUCUGAUCUUGUUUUUCAGGGAUGGACAAUUUUAUUUUGUUUCGUUUCCAGUGAUGGAUGUGGUGUCCUCUCUCAUAAUGAUGAAAAUCAUUUCAAGAUUUGACCUUGCACAAUUUUAUUUAUAUUUUUUGGGAGGUGGGGUGGGGGGCAGGGUCGGGGCAGGGUGGUGGUGCAAUUCCCUCUCCCCACCCAAGAAUGCCUGCGCUGCAACAGUGGUGGGGAAAAAAUGUUGUUCACAAGAAAAACAAAGGUUGAAAAAUUCUGGUUGGAAAAGAAGUGCCAACUCUGAUCAAGAGGUGGCUACAAUAGCUCAAGCAACCCUGAAACAAUAUUCAGUUUUAUUUCAAUAUAUUAUAAAUAUUUUGCAAACAACAAGUAAUUUUCUGCUCAUUUUGAAUAAUUCUUUCAAGUUAUUUUGUCCUUUGAAUUCAUGGUUAUGAAAAAAUCCACAAGCUGAAGAGUUAAAAUUAAAUCAUGAAA